CCACUGCUAGCCACUAUCCAUCUAUGCUUAAAAUGCUUUAUGAUUCGAUUACGUUUUUAUAGGUAUCGUUAGAAACAAACAGUCAACUACUACUAUUAUUGUCACCAGUGUUACUCCAUACCUUCUCCUUCCCUCUCUCUGAUAUUAAACUACUCAUCAAUUUUCUGUUCUGCUUUUUCUAAAAUAAAGCUUACUUUUAGUAAUUAGAGUUAUAUAAGUAUUGACGUACGUAAUAACUUGUAUCAACAUCUUGUAAUGACCCAUUUAACACUAUUUCUUUAAAUAUUCACAUAAAUUUCUUGGUUAUAUAUUUAUCUCUCGAUCAUUCCUUUUUAGUUCUUUAGACAUCUAUACUUCAUUGAUUCCUCGUUGAAAGUUUAUCGAAGUUAGAGUAUGCAUAUAAAUACUGUCUUCUUUUGCGUAUAGUAACAUCUCAAAGGAUUUAUAUACUUUCAAGCAUUAAGAAAUCAUUAUGGCACAAAUUUCUUCAUAAAAUACAUUGCUUAGCUCUAAAUUUUACAAAGUUAUUUCUAACAUUUUCAGCUUGUGUGGUUAUCAUAAAAUAGAGAUACUUUAUUUAAUGAAAUACAUGUUUAGAACUGUUUUUAAAUUGUAGUUAAUAUGAAGUUGAUCAAAUUCUCAUUUGCUGAUUCACAUCUUGAGUAAAUCUGGAAAAAGAUGAGUUCUUGGUCGAUAAUUCUGUUUUAGUACGUAGCAUCGUCUAUAGAGAUCGUGGCUGUUAACUUGAUGUAGUGGCCUAGCCUGUAUAACAUUACGACCACAAUCCAGAUAUAGUGCCUGAAAUAUUCGCUCUUUUAAGUUGAUUGAAGAACAGUAAAAGGAAAAAACAACAAGCUCGUAGUCCAAGGGCGAAGUAGCAGAGCCAAUUAUACAGGCAUGUAAUGAAAGUUAAGUAUUUCCCUCAGGUAGCCUGCAUCCAGAGUCGUAUUGUACUCCUACAACUGUAGGAGAGGGCUUAAAAAAGGUUAAUCCUAAAAGUAACUCGUUCUUAUCUCACAGAUUUCCAUUUCUUUUAAUAAGACCCUAAAAGUACGGAGCUUAUUCAUAUAAAACUAUUUAAAAGAGACUGUGUGUGUGGUCCCAAGCAGCUGUUCUUUGGACACUAUUGUCAUCUCAGUUUUUGAAGAUCCGCUCUUAAGCUAGUUUCCUUUUCAGACAUUCUAUUUCUUUGUGGUGUGAUUGUUGUCACUGUAUGUUUUUUUAUUUAAAUUACUACAAUUGAUAGAUAUGGAAACAAAACACGAAUAUCAUUUUCUUAUUUAUUGGUUUAUAGUAAUAUGCCUAUAGAAGAAUUAUUUGUUCAAUCUAUUGAUGAACUUGCUAGUCAAAUUGAAUUAGCACAUCAAAAUGGGCGUCUUGUAUUCGUUUAUUUUUCUGGCUCAACUGAUAUGAACACUGGGGAUAGUUGGUCAGAGGAUUGUUGUAAAUGUGAAUCUAUUAUAGAAAGUAAGAUUGGAGUUGCUAAAGAUAAUGAUUUAUUUAUAAUGAUUGAAGUGGGCAAUGAAAAUGAGUGGAAUGAUUCUAAUAACAAAUUUCGAAUUCAUCCACUUUAUCAAGUUAAAGAGUUGCCUACAUUACUGUCAUUAUCAUCUUUAAAUGGACAAACACAUAUAGUUAAUCGUCUUGAAGGUAAAUCAUGCUUAAAUUCAACAAAUGUGCAAAAUUUACUUGAAGGCAAUUGAAAUGUUGUUGUUGUUUUAUCCAAUGAAAAAUAUUCAUUUAUCUGUCUUAAACUUGAACUACAACGGCAUUAUUUCUUGACUUCAUAUUUAUUGAAAAGGAAUUAUGAAAUUCUGCUUUCAUCAGAUGCAUUAUUACCACAACCGCUAUGUGUAUGUAUCGACAUAAUAUUCUGUUGUGUGAAUCAAGUCAGUUUACUCUCUUUUUUUUCAUUCCGCAUUUCUUGUGAUUGUAUAUUUUUGUUCUUGUUUUCGUGUGUGCGUUGUACUUGGUGGUAACGACGUAUCUCAACUUGGACCGAUGCAUAUAUAUAUGCCUGGUCCUACGUUGUAACUGACUGACUAACUGACUUGGUGAUAUUUCUUUUCAUAUCCUAUUUUUUUGUUAUUUUUCUGUGUUAAAUUAUCCUUGAGUUGUUGUUACUAUUAUUGUUUAUUUAUUUUUUAUUUAUCUUUUAUUAUUAUUAUUUGAACUUUGAAGUAUCGUUGUUUUACUAAUAUGUUAUUUACCGCCAAAUAUUUAUUAAUCAAUGUUAACAAAUAAACUUUAAAUAUGCUAAAAAGAAUAACUUUUUCCGGGGGGGGGUUCCAGGUGAGUUAUAGUUAAUGAUGAAAUCUAAGAUUAAUGUUUCAUUUUACUUGUGCCUUGUCAUCCUAGUGUUGAUAAUGUGUAUUGGAAUAUAAACUUAGCACCUUUCAUUUUAAACUUCAACGAGUUAUUCAUUUACCUGUUUGAGUUCAAAUAAUCACUAACUUGUUUACUGUUAAUUACAAAAUUUUCAUAGUUGAAAUCAUG
Messenger RNA from Schistosoma rodhaini, 2496 nucleotides. NCBI's taxonomy places the organism in Eukaryota, Metazoa, Platyhelminthes, Trematoda, Strigeidida, Schistosomatidae. The record is from the annotation of a GenBank genome assembly.